GGAGCAGCUUCACUAAGUGGAGGAAAAUCCUGCCAUCGGCAUGAUAUUGAUCACAUAGCACAACCGAGUGACAAUUUGGGUUGGUAUUUUGUUUUUGUGUUUACAAAGUAGUCAGACCUUCUCGAAGCAAUGAGGCUCGCAUUUUGUGGUAACGACAAUGCUUCAGCCUAUAACAUCAGUGCUGGUGUCCUAAGAAAUGUCUGCUUUGUGGAUGCCCUCAACUUGGUUCCCCAUGUCUUCUUGCUAUUUAUCACCUUCCCAAUUUUGUUCAUUGGCUGGGGAAGCCAAAGUUCCAAAGUCCAGAUUCACCACAAUACCUGGCUGCACUUCCCUGGACACAACCUGCGGUGGAUCCUGACAUUCACCCUUCUGUUCGUACAUGUGUGUGAAAUAGCAGAGGGCAUAGUUUCUGAUACACAAAUGAAAUCUCGCCAUCUGCAUCUCUUUCUACCAGCUAUAAUGGGAUUUGUGGCUGCCACUGUCUCCAUAGUCUAUUACCAUAAUAUUGAAACAUCUAACUUUCCAAAGUUACUGUUGGCUCUCUUUCUUUACUGGAUAAUGGCCUUUGUCACCAAAACGAUCAAGCUUGUCAGAUACUGCCAGGAUGGUGUACCUUUUUCUCAGCUGCGUUUCUGCAUCACUGGAAUUAUGGUCAUUCUCUAUGGGCUGCUGAUGGCUGUGGAGAUCAAUGUCAUUCGAGUUAGGAGGUAUGUAUUUUUCAUGAACCCUCAGAAAGUAAAGCCACCAGAGGAUCUACAGGACCUGGGGGUGAGGUUUCUGCAGCCAUUUGUCAAUUUGCUCUCAAAGGCGACUUAUUGGUGGAUGAAUACUCUUAUUAUAUCUGCUCACAAGAAACCGGUGGACCUAAAGGCAAUCGGAAAGCUUCCAAUUGCAAUGAGAGCACUGACAAAUUACGUUUGUCUCAAAGAAGCGUAUGAGGAACAAAAGAAAAAGGUAGCAGACCAGCCCAAUCGGAGUCCCUCCAUAUGGUUAGCCAUGUACAGUGCUUUUGGACGACCAAUUCUUCUCAGCAGCACAUUCCGUUACUUGGCUGACUUGCUGGGUUUUGCUGGGCCAUUAUGCAUUUCUGGCAUUGUCCAGGGCUUUCAGAAUACAACCAAUAAUACAAAUACUACAGAAAAGGUGAAGGAUCCAUCAAAUUCAUAUCUUUCCUCAGAGGAAUUCCUCAGGAAUGUUUAUGUUUUGGCAGUUCUUCUUUUCCUGGCCCUUAUCUUGCAGAGGACAUUCCUGCAGGCAUCCUACUAUGUGACUACGGAAACUGGCAUCAACCUACGAGGUGCUUUAUUGGCAAUGAUAUAUAAUAAGAUCCUGAGGCUUUCCACAUCCAACUUGUCCAUGGGAGAGAUGACGCUGGGACAAAUCAAUAACUUGGUUGCCAUAGAAACGAAUCAAUUAAUGUGGUUCUUGUUCCUGUGCCCCAAUCUGUGGGCAAUGCCUGUUCAGAUAAUAAUGGGUGUGAUCCUACUUUAUAAUUUACUCGGAGUGAGUGCCUUGGUCGGUGCUGCUGUCAUUGUACUGUUAGCUCCGAUACAGUACUUCAUAGCUACGAAGCUGGCUGAGGCUCAGAAGAGCACUCUCGACUAUUCUACGGAAAGAUUAAAGAAAACCAAUGAGAUACUAAAAGGCAUUAAGUUAUUAAAGCUGUAUGCCUGGGAGCACAUAUUUUGUACUAGCGUGGAAGAAACAAGAAUGAAGGAACUCACCAGUCUCAAAACCUUUGCACUUCAUACAUCUCUUUCCAUUUUUAUGAAUGCGGCCAUACCAAUAGCAGCUGUUCUUGCAACCUUUGUGACUUAUGCGUAUACCAACGACAGGCCGCUGCAGCCCGCCCAGGCCUUUGCAUCACUGUCAUUGUUUCACAUCCUGGUCACACCACUGUUCCUGCUCUCCACUGUGGUUCGUUUUGCAGUCAAGGCUAUCAUAAGUGUACAGAAGCUGAAUGAGUUUCUCCUGAGUGAUGAGAUUGGAGAUGACAGCUGGAGAGGUGGGGACAGCUCUGUAGCUUACGAAUCCUGUAAGAAGCACACAGGACUUCACACCAAGGCCAUCAACAGGAGGCAACCCUUGAGGUAUCAGCUUGAAAACUAUGAACAGCCAACAAGGAAGCAAACACGUCCUGUGGAGAUAGAUGAUAUCGCAAUCAAGGUGACCAAUGGAUACUUUUCAUGGGGAAGUGGUUUAGCUACAUUGUCCAACAUAAACAUCAGAAUCCCAACAGGUCAGAUGACAAUGAUUGUGGGUCAAGUUGGCUGUGGGAAGUCAUCACUUCUCCUUGCUAUAUUGGGAGAGAUGCAGACGCUGGAAGGAAAAGUUCACUGGAGCAAUGUAAAUGAAACUGAACCUUCUUUUGAAGCAUCCAGAAGUAGGAACAGAUACUCGGUAGCUUACGCAGCUCAGAAGCCGUGGCUGCUGAAUGCAACCGUGGAGGAGAACAUUAUCUUUGGGAGCCCAUUUAAUAAACAGAGGUACAAAGCUGUUACAGAUGCGUGCUCUCUGCAGCCUGACAUUGACUUACUACCAUUUGGUGAUCAGACAGAAAUUGGAGAAAGGGGGAUUAAUUUAAGUGGCGGACAACGACAGAGAAUCUGUGUAGCUCGAGCACUCUAUCAGAACACCAACAUUGUCUUCUUGGAUGACCCAUUCUCUGCACUGGACAUUCACUUAAGUGAUCAUUUAAUGCAGGAAGGGAUUUUGAAAUUUCUGCAAGAAGACAAGAGGACUCUUGUUCUGGUGACACAUAAGUUACAAUACCUACCACAUGCUGACUGGAUCAUAGCAAUGAAGGAUGGAAUGGUGCUUAGAGAAGGGACACUAAAGGAUAUCCAAAACAAGGAUAUUGAGCUGUAUGAACACUGGAAAACUUUGAUGAAUCGCCAAGAUCAAGAAUUGGAAAAGGAUAUGGAAGCUGACCAGACUACUCUUGAGAGAAAAACUCUUAGAAGGGCCAUGUACCCCAGAGAAUCCAAAUCACAACUGGAAGAUGAAGAUGAAGAGGAAGAAGAGGAAGAAGAUGAAGAUGAUAAUAUGUCGACUGUCUUGAGGCUCAGAACAAAGAUGCCAUGGAGAACCUGCUGGAGAUAUCUAACCUCUGGAGGAUUUUUCUUGCUCUUUCUGAUGAUUUUCUCAAAGUUGUUGAAACACUCAGUUAUAGUGGCCAUAGACUAUUGGCUUGCUACGUGGACAUCCAUGGACAAUGCAAACGAAUUCAGGAACAUUGAUGAUACUUAUCAUGUAGCUGUCUUCAGCAUCCUCUCUGGAGCAGGGAUUGUCCUUUGCCUCAUCACAUCUCUGACUGUGGAGUGGAUGGGCCUCACAGCAGCCAAGAACCUACACCAUAAUCUUCUCAACAAGAUCAUCCUUGGACCAAUUAGGUUUUUUGAUAUGACUCCAUUGGGGCUAAUUCUUAAUCGCUUCUCUGCUGAUACAAAUAUCAUUGAUCAGCACAUUCCUCCUACCCUGGAGUCUCUAACCCGGUCCACCUUACUCUGCCUGUCAGCCAUCGGAAUGAUCUCCUAUGCCACUCCAUGGUUCCUUGUCGCCCUGGUGCCUCUUGGGAUAGCGUUUUAUUUCAUCCAGAAAUACUUCAGAGUUGCUUCCAAGGACCUCCAGGAACUUGAUGACAGCACCCAGUUGCCUUUACUCUGUCACUUCUCUGAGACAGCUGAAGGCCUUACCACCAUCAGAGCAUUCAGGCACGAAGCCAGAUUUAAACAACGUAUGCUGGAACUAACGGACACGAACAACAUUGCCUACUUAUUUCUAUCUGCUGCCAACAGAUGGCUGGAGGUCAGGACGGAUUACCUUGGUGCUUGCAUAGUUCUGACUGCGGCUGUCACUUCCAUCACUGAAGGGCCUCACUCGGGGUUUGUGGGGCUAGGUCUCCUGUACGCUCUGACGAUAACCAACUAUUUGAACUGGGUGGUGAGGAAUCUCGCUGAUCUGGAGGUGCAGAUGGGUGCAGUAAAAAAAGUGCACAGCUUCCUGAAUAUGGAGUCGGAGAACUAUGAUGGCUACUUGGAUCCCUCUCAAGUCCCAAAAGACUGGCCCCAAGAAGGGGAAAUCAAGAUUGAAAAUUUGUGUGUUCGAUAUGAGAACAACCUGAAGCCUGUUCUUAAGCACGUUAAGGCGUAUAUCAAACCAGGACAAAAGGUUGGGAUCUGUGGUCGUACUGGCAGCGGCAAGUCAUCGUUGUCUUUGGCGUUCUUCAGAAUGGUGGACAUAUUUGAUGGGAGGAUAGUGAUUGACGGAAUAGACAUCAGCAAAUUGCCUCUUCAUACUCUCCGUUCCCGACUCUCCAUUAUUCUCCAGGAUCCAAUAUUGUUCAGUGGCUCCAUCCGCUUUAAUUUGGAUCCAGAAUGUAAGUGUACUGAUGAUAGACUCUGGGAAGCUUUGGAGAUUGCUCAGCUGAAGAACAUGGUCAAGUCAUUGCCAGGAGGCCUUGAUGCAAUGGUAACAGAAGGAGGAGAGAACUUCAGUGUAGGGCAAAGGCAGCUCUUCUGUCUGGCCCGAGCCUUUGUCCGCAAGAGUAGCAUUCUCAUCAUGGAUGAAGCCACAGCAUCUAUUGACAUGGCCACAGAAAACAUUCUGCAGAAGGUUGUGAUGACUGCCUUUGCAGACCGCACAGUUGUAACAAUAGCGCAUCGGGUUCACACCAUCCUAACGGCAGACGUGGUCAUCGUCAUGAAGCGAGGGAACAUUUUAGAAUAUGACACGCCUGAGAACCUACUUUCUCAAGAAGACGGCAUCUUUGCUUCAUUUGUCCGGGCUGACAUGUGAAGAAUUGCAUGAUGCAUUUUAAUAGCUUAUUUUUAAACAGAUGAAAUGCAAAUAUUUUCUAUUCAAUGUAACAUCACUUUUAUCUUUUUUUUUAGAGUGUCUUCCUUCACACUUCCAUCUUCCAAAACAAUAAAACCUAUUGCAAUACAUGUAUGCCUCAAAGCAAUAAAAAUGUCACUUCAUUCAAAAGCUAUUAAACUUCACACACACACACAGAAGGCAGAAGUUUUUAUUUCCUGGGAAUUUGGCAUUUUCCUUAGACUUUUUAGUGACUUUAUUUUCUUUUAUAGAGAGCAAAAGAAUGCACUGCUCUUACAACCUGCAUAUGCUAUGCUGGAACCGGCAAUCAAAUCGUGCAGUUUGUCAAGGAAAUGAGA
Nipponia nippon (crested ibis) is the source of this 5174-nucleotide messenger RNA. The record is from RefSeq and is a predicted model, not a curated record. Lineage: Eukaryota; Metazoa; Chordata; Aves; Pelecaniformes; Threskiornithidae.